AUGGCGGUCGCCAAUCCCGCUCAGCUCUUCGUGGGUCUCACUCUCAGCCCCAUGCCCCAGCGCAUCAAAAUCGGUCUCAACCAUCACAUGUCUUCCCUACUCCACCAGCUCAAAUUUACCAACAUGUCAUCCGGGACGACCAUCCUAUCCACCUGGGUAUUCGCCUGUUGGAUAUUCGACUCCUACACAUCAUACAGCGACCAAGAUGCCCGAACCUGGUGGUACAUACCAAAUCCCAACGUGUCACCCUCGUACGAUGGGGUGCAGCAGCCUUAUCAGAAUAUGUACGGGAUGAACUACCCUCUCUCUGGCUCCCAAGACAUCGAGCGCCUCGGUUCAUCCCAGCACCCCAGCUUACCGUCGCCUCAUACACCAUCGUCUCGGCAGCGAGCGAGCAGCCAAUAUGGACAGAUACAUAGUGAUCAAGCUGCUCAUUCGGAUGCCGCUCCGCCGUUGGCAAGGACUUCUCAACCCCCACCUGUCGCUGCUGCCCCUACAUCUGAACCUGUUCUGCUCGCGGCCUCCGACGCCGAGCGUCAUCCUUCGACUCGCCGACCUUAUCACCCCAAUCCUCCAGAGAAUCGCUCAGAAUGGGUGAUGUGGGUGGGCAACGUCCCUGCUGAUGCGACACACGACGAGCUAUGGCGCUUCUUCAAUCAGCCGCUGCCACAGCCGAACCCCAGUGAGGCGUCCGCGGGGACAGGCGACAUCUCCGGCGUCUCCGGCGUCUCCUCGAUUUUCUUGAUCUCCCGCACGAACUGCGCUUUCGUCAACUUCACGUCUGAACAACACCUCAAUGCAGGCUUUUCUCGCUUUGACGGUCAGACGCUCCGACCUCAGGAUCCUCGCAGCCCUCGCCUCGUUUGUAGGGUUCGUAAGGAGAGCGAUGAUCUUCGGGCGGGUGUGGGAGGACAGCGGGGAAUGGGUUUGCAUACGCAGUGGGUCAAGGACCAGAAGCAGAAAGGGCGAGAGGUUCAAAGACAAGGACAACGAGAGCCAGACGAUCUCGCAGAGUCCACCAGUAGACUCCAGGGCCUUUCGCUCAUGGACGACGAGACGCAGAGCCUUCAUGGCGGUCGGAGGGCUACGGAACACUCGAACAGCUCGGGGUCAUUCGCGAGCACGAGUUCUGGGAUGCUGACACAAUAUUUCCCCCAACGAUAUUUCAUCCUGAAGUCGUUAACACAAUAUGACUUAGACCUCAGCGUUGUUAGAGGUCUUUGGGCGACUCAAAAGCAUAACGAGGGGAUCCUGCAACAAGCGUUCCGAACCAGCAAGGACGUCUAUCUGAUCUUUGGAGUGAACAAGAGCGGGGAGUUUUACGGUUACGCAAAAAUGACAGGACCGAUAUCUUCGGGCGAACAACGCGUUCCGUGGGCUUCGCCUUCCGAUCCUUCUUCUUCGACAUCACCUCAAUUUUCGUCCAUUUCCCUUGGCCAUUCACAUCGAUCUCCGAACCCUCAGCAGCGAGGCGGCGACACGCAUCGCAUAUUUCCUCUUGAUGAGCGACGAUUUGCGGAGGAUUCACCCAUGCCUGUGUCAAGCUCGCAAGACCUUCGGCCCGGAUUCCCGACUCCAGCGAUGACAGGACAAAUUGUGUCCGCUCCCGCUGAGCUGCGUGAGCCUCACCAUAAACUCACCGUUGGUGGGACGCCGUCGGCCAACUUCAGCCUUGACGUACGGAAAGCUAUCCCGCCUCCAAAAGAGUUCGUCCUCGACAGCUCGGCCCCCGUCAGGGCUCUGAAGAACAAGUCGGCGACCGAAUCUGCGUUACGAUCUACCACGGUGCAAAGAGAGCAGUCGGAGCCGCUGUUGGAGCCCUCGACCGCCCUCCGGACAGUGCAGGAAGAAGACGAAAAGCGCAAUGCUCCAUCGCCCACAGUCGAUGGACCGGGAGACGAUAAGCCAGACUUGGAGGUAUGGGGCGAGCCAUUUCGUGUGGAGUGGGUGAAGACGAAUCGGCUGCCGUUCCACCGCACGCGGCACCUGCGUAAUCCUUGGAACCAUGGGCGAGAGGUCAAAGUCUCACGGGAUGGAACUGAGCUGGAGCCCAGCGUUGGGAAGGCGCUCUUGGAAGAAUGGGGGCGCCCACCUUCGCCUUCUGCAACGCCUGCUCCCUCGCGAUCUGGGCACCAGCGCCGCCCGCAGAGGCCGCCAUCCCAACACGCAAUUCCCUAG
This is a messenger RNA of Heterobasidion irregulare TC 32-1, 2178 nucleotides long. RefSeq lists its product as uncharacterized. The coding region runs from base 1 to 2178 and encodes 725 amino acids. Lineage: Eukaryota; Fungi; Basidiomycota; Agaricomycetes; Russulales; Bondarzewiaceae. Gene Ontology annotation, molecular function: N6-methyladenosine-containing RNA reader activity; mRNA binding. Gene Ontology annotation, biological process: regulation of alternative mRNA splicing, via spliceosome; mRNA splicing, via spliceosome. The transcript is spliced from 5 exons. The record is from RefSeq and is a predicted model, not a curated record. Gene Ontology annotation, cellular component: nucleoplasm.